AUCGGUUAUAAAGAACGUUCUUGUUUUCACAGAGCAAAUUCCGCGUAUGCGAGGCGAUGCUUUUCCACGUCGAUGUGGGAUAUCCCCACCAGGUACUCGACAAACACCGAGUCUCCGACCAGCUGAUCAUCAGUCGUUUGUUUCGAAUCGCGCGGGAUCGCACGCGCGAGCUCGCCGAUCUCUAUUUUUUUAUUUCUUUAUUUUUUUAUCUCACGCGAUGUCCUCCGACCGGUGCGUACUCGCGUUUCUCUUCGGUUUGUUGGUGUUUCUUCCGCCGCGCGAAACCCACUGUGCCACAAACGUAACGGAGCAGGUCCAGGCGGACAACGCGCUGGCGAAAUUGGUGAAGAUGUUCUCCAAACCGGGCGCGUUUAAGCGAAUUGACGCGAUACUGGGUGAAAAUACUAUCGAGGCAUCGUUCACGAGCUGCCCGAUGGGUGAGGAGGGUCUGGAGUGUCGAAGGGCGGAGGCACGGCGAUCGGUUGACUGUCCUCGAGGAGACUGUUUCUGUUACGAUUGCGCCGCUGCCGGACCUGACUUGUGGGCCUCUUGUUGCCGUGAAAGCUUAAGAUGCUGCUCUCAUCUCGCGGCGGCUUGCAGGACGUGCGAUCAACCAACAUUGUACCCCUUCUGUGCAAAGCAUUUCAAGAAGUGCCUGACGCAGUAUAAUGAGAAGAAACAAAAUUAGACAGCAAGAUCUCUCCUCGGCGUUAUUUCAACUGUGAUAAUUGGCUUACCAUGACGAUCACCUCGAUGAUCUUGUGACAGAUGUUCGAUACGCUCUCUUCGCGAUCAAAUUGUCAAAGUUUGCAUCGUAGUCGACCUGACCGAAUGUUAUCAACGGUCAGAGAUGUAAGACAUUUAAUUUAACCGUAUUACAAGUUACACAAUCGUUUUCUGCCUCUAAAUAUAGCGUUUACCCUCGAAGUCGUUAAACUGGUCCAACCUGAUUGCUCCUGGAUCCAACUUUGUUCGAAUGAAAAUUUUAAAUUCUGCAAUCGAUUGUACCUGAAUCUUGAUAUCGUUAAAUGACCAAUCUACAAACAAGACAUUUAUUAUUUAUAAAAUGACAGUACGUAUUAUUACUUAAAGAAGAAAUAAAAAUUGUUUCGAUUCUUCUAAUUUAUACGCACGAGUUAAAGAGAGUAGUAUACUGUUUAAAUUUAUAAAAUAUAGUUAAUGCAUAUUAUGGAAAGCUUCUGCGAUUUUAUACUUACCCAAUAACUUGUAUUUAAAUAAUAGUUUUGAUCUAAAUCUUGACUGUUAAUUAUGUAUUCUACAAACCCUUAGAAUAUUUUUUAAAAAGAAAUAUAACUUCUACAAAAUUAAAUAAAUUUGGGUUUAUAGAUUUACAGAUCGAAAUCUCGGUGUAUAAAUCGAUAAAUUUAUAAGUUCAUAAAUUUGUGAAUACAUAGGUUUAUAUACCACCA
Molecule: messenger RNA, 1430 nt
Organism: Solenopsis invicta (red fire ant)
Lineage: Eukaryota; Metazoa; Arthropoda; Insecta; Hymenoptera; Formicidae
Exons: 3
Coding region: 47-688 (213 amino acids)
Source: RefSeq, a predicted model, not a curated record